Aphanomyces astaci is the source of this 5343-nucleotide messenger RNA. RefSeq lists its product as hypothetical. Gene Ontology annotation, biological process: chromatin organization. The record is from RefSeq and is a predicted model, not a curated record. Gene Ontology annotation, molecular function: nucleosome binding; protein binding. The transcript has 17 exons. Gene Ontology annotation, cellular component: nucleus. NCBI's taxonomy places the organism in Eukaryota, Oomycota, Saprolegniomycetes, Saprolegniales, Verrucalvaceae. The coding region runs from base 1 to 5343 and encodes 1780 amino acids.
AUGGCGUCAUGGGCGUCGAUCAACAGUGGCCGUCCGUCGGCGUCGUCUCCACUGCGCGUGAAACGCAUUCGACUUUCUAAUGACGUUGGCUCUGGAGUGGACUCUCCAAUGUCACCGUCAACGGCAGCUUGGAAGAAGAAGAAGAGCGCAUCCGUGUCCAGCGAAACAGAAGAAGCACUGGAGGCCAGGCUCACAGCAUCUUACGACAAAGCGUUGAGGUCCCACCAUGUUCCAGAGGUGGCCAUUUCGAUGUACGCAGAUAUGCUGGAGCACGUCCAGGGCAUGGGGCGGACCCCUUCCUUUACGACGCGCAAGAUAUUGUACUUGUGUCUGAAAAACAUGGCGCGCCUUGAAGCCAAGUACGACCCUCCCUUCCUCCAAGACGCGUUGCAGCAUUAUGCCGAGGCAUUGGAGAUCGACGACACGGACUGCAUCGUUUGGUACGACAUGGGGUGCAUCUCGUUUCAGCUGCAUCAAUUUGCGUUGGCGCGCAUGCUAUUUGAGCGGGCCUUUUGCAUCGACGCCACUUUUUGGCCGCUGGUAUACAAGCUCGCGUCCACGCUGUACAUUUUACAAGAUGACAGCGCCGCCCUCCAAGUGAUCGACCAUAUUUUGAUGCACGACCCACACCAUGAGACUGCACUUUAUCUGAAGGCCUCCAUCACGCACCCUUCACCGGCCCCCACGUCACGGGUUCCACCUGGUCUUGUGGACGUACUAAAGUGUCGAAACGAUGUCACACGUUGCGACACCGUUCAACACGAAGCCCUGUCCCCCUUGGUGUACAAGCUACUGGACCGUUCGUGGGAGUCGUUGGGUUGCUUGCUCUUGGAAAUACACGACGCCAACGUGCAGACGUCGGCCGGUGAUCCACUUCGCCCGACGACGCACGUUCCUAUUUACAUCGCUCUCGACAGUGCCAGUCGUAUCACAGACACGCUUCAGGAACCAAGCGACGAGGUCCUCCCACAACAACCCCAACCGCCGCCGACCAUGGAAAUUACUCCAGUGCAAACCCCAACCAUCGAAACCCUUGAGAAGCUGGAAUCCACUGCCGCCGAUGCGACCCCAGGCGACGACGUGCCCCAAGACAUGUCGUCGUCUUGUGCCCCCCUGUCACCGUCGUCACAUCACUACCGACGGACGUCGCAUCGCACGUUGAAGCGACUGCAAGACGAACAACUCGCCGCCUCCAAGUUCGCCAUGGAAAAAGAUGUGUCCUAUCGCUUGAUGGCGUUUUUGGGCGCCGAGUCGGAUCUUCCACCGCCUGCGACGCUGAUUCAGUCGCCGACUCGAGCGGAACUCAGUGGCGAUGGAGCGUCCCUCCACAUUAUGGUUAGCGACGGAGCAGCAGUCAGCCACCACCUUGCACUCACAAAGGCUGGAGCGUCCUCACCUGCCAAGAGUACUCCAAUGAAAACGGAACCUGCUGGUGACGUGGCGCUACCAUUUGACACGUCGUCGUUCGUGGCGAUGUGUGCCUCUGGGGUCCCUUCCAACAAGGGCAUCGGAGACGUGAUGCUCCGUUACAUUGAAACAUGCGUGGAGCGAUGUGAUGUGGUCCUAGGCGACAACCUCGUGCGAGUGCUGUUGUGGAUGGACAAGUGUAUUCACGAUACUCUGGGCCCCCUCCCUCUCCCCGUAUCGCAUGUUCAAAGCAAACUCUCACGUGCGGCCCGCCUCUUCAUCUUGGAAUUGCAAGUGGACGACUUAAUCUCGAACUACGACCCCAUGACCCACAGCCGCCCGGACUUCGACCUCGCCCUCCAUCGAUGCCAAUGUCUUCUGAACUUGAUGCAGUUGGAAGAUCCUGUUGACGACCAAGUUCUGAAACCGCGCUUGUUGUGGCUGCAAAUCCACCUGAGCGAAUACGCUGGCCGAUUCAACCACGUAGCGGCACUCGUGGCUGACUUGAAGGCCAUUUUACGCGACGACGUUCACCUGGGACAUGUCAAGGCCUUCCCAACCAUCUCAACCAGUGCCAUCGAAGCCAAAGUGCACAAGUUUCAACUGGCGUCUUUGGUUAUCGACGCGAGAGCGUUGUUCCAGCGUGGUGAAUCGACCGACCAACAGAUCGCUGACCUUGUCUUGCCUCACUAUGACCCGACUCUGGGCCAAGCCGGUCAUAUUAAUGAGCUAGUGACCGACGUUUGUGUCUAUUUGCGAAACUACCCAGCCAACACCGCCUACAUCCACAAACCCAGCCCAGAUCACGACAACUUGCCGCUUCUCCCCGUGCUAAUCCAGUGCCUGAGUCGCCUUCAGCGUUUUGACAAGUGCUUUGAAGUGCUAGUCUUGUGCUUUUUCUACGCCUUGCAACGAACGACUCCCCCUGGCAAUGCCUCUAUUCAAUGCAUCAAGUACAUUGCCUCGCAGUUGAAACUCGUGUUUGACAAACCCUUUGCCAAGCCCGCGUUGUUUACGCACUUGCUGGACGCUUGCUGCUUUGGCUACCGAGACGUCAUGCUCACGCACCACAAGUCGGCCAAAAUGCUCCAUCGACUCGCGUACUUGUUGAGCCCAUUCCACAAAAUCCGAUUUAUGGGCAGCAUCUUGCAGACCUGCCACGGCAUCAUGGACUUGCGAUCGAAGCCGCCCCACGACGCGAUGGUGUCGAUGGUGUUGGGAGCGCUGCAGGAGCUCAACCGAUGCUUCAUCCCGACCAUGCAAUCCACGCGCCUGUUGGACGCGCAGCUGGCGCAGUCCCUCUGUAACCCCAUCGCACACAUCAUCAAGCACCAAGUCGACGUCGGCAAGUACACCCCCCAGCUACGACGUUUACUGUACACGUCCUGUACAUCGUUUGCGCUCGUGUGGUUUGAUGUCCACAAGGGCCUCGCCACCCCCUGCGUGGAGCUGGUGCGGCUGCUGCACGACAUCAUGACGACUGGCGACGGAUUGCAGGGCAGGGGGCUGUGCACGCUGGAAACCCACGCGUGCAGCUUCUUGCAAGUGGCCAAGAGCAUGCUGAGCCAGUCGCAAGAAGACGACACGGACGAGGAAUUGGCACAGUGCUUUGCGUGCCUGUACGGGUACAGCCUCUUGCCCACGUGCGUGAGCCACCACGGGCACGACCUCGUCAAAGCCACCGCUCCGACCACGUUGAUGGAGCUGUUUCAGUUUUGCCAACGUACCGACAAGAAGCUCGUGCGAAAGGAAUCUGCGACGCUGUUUACCAGCGUGUUGGAGCUUCCAGACACCACGGCAACGCUGCAAACCCUGGUCCCUGUCAACGAUUUUCAAAACGCCCUGAAAGACUAUUUGAAUCCAGUUGCAACCCAUGCAACGCACGUCAUCUGUCCGAUGUCGUUUUCUGGGGAUGUUGAGUCCGCCAACCACAAGCAGCAGCCGAACCCGAUCAAGGCGCUGUGGUUCGACUUGGCAUCCAACUUUGCAUUGCCCAAAGUCAAGCGACGGGGUCGCGAUUACCCCCAGCUGCUGGUGUACGAAGUGCAGUGCAUCAAGUACAUCCAGUACCUCCGCAACGACCUGUACCUGCAUCCCCGUCGCGCCGAGUCCUAUCGCCUCAUCGCGGUCUGCAUCAAGUCGUUGCGGGCGAUGCUUGUCGACCACUGGAUCGUCGCGUGGGGCAACUUUACCUACCCCAAGGAGCAGUCAUGUGUCGACUUGACGCCCGCAAAUGCCUUGUCGUUUGACGCGGUCACGUCAUAUCCGUUCUUCAAGCAGUUUAUGGAAUGGAUCGAGUUUGUGCAGCAAGCCGCGGACGACGACGACACGAGUCGACGGGAAGUGCUGUACAAAACCCGAGAAAUGUCGCUCGUAUACGCGCAGUACGUGGCGGUGCUGGGCGAGCUGAUGCUCCGCUGCUGCGAUAUGGCGGCGAUUCUCGAUCCUACCAUGGCCACUGCAUGCUACGAAGAAGCAGGGCUGUUGGUGUGGAGGCUUCUGGCCGAGUCAACCUGUGGUGACGAGUGGUCUGUCACGAGUCUGGCGGAACACUAUUUUGCGCUUGGGUUGCUGCAACCCGACGUGGCCGACGAGUACGGUCUGCGACUAAAUUACAUGCUUGGAAAAGUGACCAAGUAUGCAAUCAAGAAGGAUCGAUCUGACUGUCUGGACGAGUGGAAGGUGGCGCUCGAGUACUUUCACACAGCCGAGACGUACCGGCAACGCAGCGACACCCUCGAGUCGCUUCCCCAUGCAUUUUAUCAGCUGCACGCAUGCCGACUCAAGCUGUUGCUUGCGCCCGUGAACAAGUCGGGUGAAAAGCAAACUCGGGACGAACUGGCCCCGUCCGUCCACGCGCUGCGGCUGGUCAACGAGUACUUUUACGUGAAGCGACCGGUGAAACCAUCGACCAGUAGUGACAUGUCGACCGACGACGGACUGGACUGGACGCAGGACCGGAUCGGUCAGCUGUUGGCAGGGGACGAUGCGUCGCUCUGGAAGGCGCGCCAACAUUUGCUGUGGAAUUGCUUGGAGGCCAUGGAGCGUAUCCCCCUAGACGACCGGUACUUCCACCCAGCGUACUACAUGUAUGCAUGGGGUAUUCGCUACGGUCAAGCCGUGGUGGAUCUCGACAACGAGUUUUGGGCAGAUCGGUGUACCCUUCCGUCGGCUGUGAAAGCCAUGAAGCCCCUAUUCGACCGAAAACGUCAACAGGUCGUGGCGAUUUGGCUCUCGGAGGCAGAUACUAACAAUUUGGAGGAGUUGCACCAACAGCAGGCCAAGUACGACCAACUCCGGUUGAAGUACUUUACGUUUUACCUGCACACGAUGACGUUGGCUGGCGACUCACAGCGCGUGUCGGACCUGACGUCGUGGGUGCUGUCGAGCAAGGAAGAGCACUGGGUGGUGGACGCCAUGCUCCUGAAAGCGUUGUCUGCUAGCAGCCAAUUGGCACGGGGAAAACUGCUCGACUUGUUUGUCAAGUGUUUGUUUCCGAGCCAAGAAGAAGCGAAUUACCAGUCCAAAGUCCUCGCCCACUUGAAUCGCAUGUACACGAUUUAUCUAGAGUACAACGAAGCUUGGCAUCGAGUGCGCACGUCCCACGAGCAAUCGAUGGGCAGUUGGAUUUGGGAAGUGGCGCUGUCGUAUGCGCUGUACGUGGUGGUGCACGAGCAAAACAUCAAGUGGUGUGACCUAGCGGUGGCCCACGUGGAAAGGACGUUGAUUCAGUACUCCCAGUCGCCUGCUGCCGGCCCCGACGUGCUCAUGCUGGAUCUGUACCAAGAGCUCAAGAUGGAAGAGCAACCGUAUUGGUCCACAUUGGUGGACGAAGCGCUGACGUUUUGCUCCGCCAAGUGGCCAGACAAAACCAAGACCAAGGCCAAACCCCAUGUGCCAAAGUCCAAGCUCCGGUUUCUGACUUCUGCAUCGUAG